Molecule: messenger RNA, 1855 nt
Organism: Fusarium redolens
Lineage: Eukaryota; Fungi; Ascomycota; Sordariomycetes; Hypocreales; Nectriaceae
Product: autophagy-related protein 22-like protein
Exons: 1
Coding region: 203-1801 (532 amino acids)
Source: RefSeq, a predicted model, not a curated record
AGCGUCCGCGCCCACUAAAUGGGGCGAUUAUGGUCUGCAUGAGACACUAGCAACGUUUGAUCAACGAUCUACCUAUCGUGUCCACCAUAAGAACGGUUACACGGCAUCUGUGUUGCGACAUGACUGCGUUAAAUCCCUCGUGGAAAACUCAAUCAGCCUCUUACUCCAACAUCUUUUUGUCCCUGACAAGUAAUCUCGAAAGAUGGACUCACGAGCAGAUCCCGCGACAACAGAGACCAGAGCGUCUAAGGACCUGCAUGAUGAGCCUGCUAAGCAAGAUGUCAGCGCAGGUAUUGUAGUUCCUGCGCUGGCAGAGGGUGAAAUGCCGGAGACAACCAAGAAGGAGAUCUGGUCGUGGUACGCGUACUACAUUGGAUCAAAUGGACUCGCCUUGUUCAAUUUUGGACCGACUGCUUUUCAGAACCUACUCUCCCAGGCGGCGCCCAAAGAUACAGGGCUUUUGCCGUUUGCCGGUCGCGCUCGAGACGUCAACAGCAUUGUCCUUCUUGCCAAUGGCAUAUCCUUCGCUUUGCAAGCGGUCCUCUUCCUCAUCAUUGGAGCUUACGCAGACUUUGGAACUGGACGACGAUGGAUUCUUUUUGUCUGGUCAAUUAUCGCCUACGGUAUUGGCUUUGGCUGGCUGGGCGUCCAUGAUCCCAGCAAGUGGCAAACCGCUACAGGCCUUUACAUCGUCGGUUUAAUCGCAUACCAAAUGACGCUCACGUACUGGACAGCGGCAUUCCCCUCUCUUGCCAGAAAUACUCCACAGCUGAAAGAAGCUGCCCUUCAGUUCGAGGCUGGAGAAAUCACCCAAUCCGAGAUGGAUCGCAAAGAUGAGAUGGAGAGGAGUAGGCUCAGCAACGUUGCCUUCUACAUCCAAUCUGUCGGCGAAGUGGUCAUUCUAGCCAUCAUAGUGGGCAUCAUGUUUGGUGUCAAAGUCGACAAGAGCGCCGAAAACAACAACUGGGGACUCUCGGUCUUGAUUGCUUUCGCGACUGCUUGCUGGCUUGUCCUCUCGAUUCCCUGGUUCUUAUUGGAGAAGAAGCGUCCAGGAAUGAAGGUCCCAGAUCACUUGAACAUGAUUACCGUCGGAUUCUGGCAACUUUGGGAAGCUCUCACUCAAAUCUGGCACCUGAAGCAGAGCUUGAUCUAUCUCGUUGGAUACUUCCUUCUGGGAGAUUCUCUUAACACCACUGUCACGGUUAUCGCCACCCUUCAGAACCAAGUCGUCAGCUACGAGACUCUCACUUUGACUUACCUCCUCAUCGUUGGUAUCGUCGCUCAAGCAGUGGGCAUUGGUGCCUUUUGGCUCAUCCAGAAGCAUUUCAACCUCAGUGUCAAGGCCAUGUUCAACGCCGUCAUGGUAUUCAUCAUCCUUCUAGACGGAUGGGGUAUGAUUGGCAACUGGACCGAUAAGUUCGGCUUCAAGAACGUCUGGGAAAUCUGGCUAUACCAGGCUUUCUAUGGUCUAUUUGUGUGUCCCUGGUAUAGUUAUUCGCAGAUCAUGAUCAGCUCCGUCACACCUCGAGGACACGAAUUCCUGUUCUUCUCCCUUUUCAACAUUAUCGGGAAAUCAUCCAGCUUUAUCGGACCUUUCAUCAGCAGUGCUAUCAUUGACGCUUCUCCCGGCGGCACCAACAACAGUGCUCCCUUCUACUUCUUGUUUGCGUUGAGCUUGGUCAGUGCUAUUGGAAUCUGGUCGUUUCUUGAUCUUGAGAAGAGUGCGCGGGAACAGGAGGCGUUCAUCAUACAAGAGAAGAUACGCAUGGGUGAAGAGUCAGAUGCAAGCAAUAUUGCGUAGAUGUUGUUAGUCUUGUUCGUUGCAGCUAUAGUAAUUUCUAUUGAGUCCUGGUGA